GUGAGGUCUAUAAAUAGCUUCGUCCAUAACACGACAGUGUAAAUUUCAGUUCACACCGAAAACCUAGCAGUGCAGGAGGGAAUUGAAGCUUGUUAACAAGUUCUUACACACAAAGACAGUCACAAAGAUGGGGUCGAAUAAAUCACUUGAUUGGAUAGUCGACUUAGACAAUGCACAUGAUCCAAAAUAUGGGGAGCCAUUUCAAGUACCAAUCGUAGCAGCCACCAAUGAAAACUUCAAAGAAUACGGCAAUUUAGUUACAGACUUUGACGCCGAAGAGGUUGAAAUCGUUCCCUGGCCUGUAAUGGGCAGACGGCCAUUAUGCAAUGGAACAGGUAUAUUCGGCGGAGUCGCUGAAGGUGACUUUCUUCAUGAAUGGGUUGGUGACAAAUGUAAAGCUACAAGUACGGCGAUCGGUUGGGGGGUCGACAGUGAUUUUUUCAUAUGUCGAUUAGGAAAAGGCGUCGAUCCGGACCACAAGACGAGGGUUUUGGUUCGGGAAGCAAAUAAUCACCCCGACGGAAGUCAGUGUUUCUUCCCAAAGGAAAAACUUCCAUUUGUGGCGCUGUUUGCUCUUCCUGGCGAUGACGUCAAGUUAGAAGAUUUCAUGGCGUUCUACUCGGAUGGGAGUUUCGGAUUUCAUAUUCGACCGAACGUUUGGCAUCAGCCCAUGAUUCCUGUGAGUCAGAAAGCAGUGUUUAGGAACAAACAAGGCGCUGUCCACGCAUGCGUUGGUCUCGAUACCGUCAAUGAGUUUGGGAGAUUUCUCUCUGUUCCUCUCAAAAUUCACAAAGCGGAGUGAUGCAAAUUAUGUACUAGCUACAUAGGCUAAGUAAAAUCUUUGACUUUGACCUUCAUUUAAUGUCACAAAAGGUCAGAUGAUGAAAUCUUGACAAUUUUGACUAUAUGUAAAAAAAAUAAUUUCACAACACAUUUUAAGGAGUACAUCUUAAUUAAGAAAACUGGUAUGUUUCAAUGUCGUGUCGUUAAAGGUCAAUGUCAUUGAUAUACAUAUAGAAUAUUUUUGAACAUUUUCAAACGAUUAUACACUCAAAUCCCAUGAUAUUAGAAAAUAGGUCAAUUCCAAGACUACGAGGUCAAGUUAAGAUAAACAAGUACUGAUUGUAAUGGGAACCAUUACAGAUGUCCCCCAAACGAGCCCACAGUGCUAUCAUUGUAUUCAAUAUCACUCAUAAUCCGUAUACAAGUUGUUAAAUUCAUGAUAUAGAAAGCACUCAGGUCCCUAAUAAAAUUUAUACAUACCUGAUUUACUAACCACCAUGCAAUUCAUUGUAUUCUGUAUAAAGUCAGUGUUAUCGUCAUCUUGAA
Messenger RNA from Pecten maximus, 1329 nucleotides. RefSeq lists its product as uncharacterized. NCBI's taxonomy places the organism in Eukaryota, Metazoa, Mollusca, Bivalvia, Pectinida, Pectinidae. Gene Ontology annotation, biological process: allantoin catabolic process. Bases 128 to 802 code for a protein of 224 amino acids. The transcript has 2 exons. The record is from RefSeq and is a predicted model, not a curated record. Gene Ontology annotation, molecular function: ureidoglycolate lyase activity; ureidoglycolate hydrolase activity.